This is a messenger RNA of Musa acuminata subsp. malaccensis (wild Malaysian banana), 2449 nucleotides long. The record is from RefSeq and is a predicted model, not a curated record. NCBI's taxonomy places the organism in Eukaryota, Viridiplantae, Streptophyta, Magnoliopsida, Zingiberales, Musaceae.
CGUGCGCCAAACACGAACCCCGUCCUUCUCCUUCCGGCACACCGGCUUCUCCUUCGAUCUCUUUCUUUGUCAUCGGAUCUCCGAACCCAACUGCGAUGCCGGGCACCAUCCAAGUCUCAGUUCUUGAGUUGAUGGAACCUCCUCCAUCUGCUUCGCCAGCACUAACCGACGCGAAGACGAGAUCUCUCUCUUUGAAAGUUACCGCGGGAAAGAGGGAGUACGAAACAGUGGGGAAGAUGGAAAUCACAUUCCCAGUUGUGUCUCUGAGGGAGAACCUGGUGGUGAUGCUGUACAGUUUAGACGGGAAUUUGUUGUCACGAAUAGAGUUCAAGACAUUGUCAGUGGUUGAAAGGGGGAUGCUGGAUGAUACGUUUCCUCUUGAAGGUGGUGGCACUGUCCGUGUGAGGCUGCAGUUCUUACUCAGCGAAGAGGAACGCCUGAGGAUCCAUGAACUGAGGAACUCUACACUUAGAAGGAAACAUGGGGAGAUGCUCAAGGAAGGCCUUGAGAGAGAUAACAUCAAAGAUAUGAUGCUGACUUGCAAUGCUGAACACAAUAUAGAAGGAACUGUAAUUACUCAGCCAAAGCAUGCUGACCAAGAUGAGUGCAGUAAUCCAUCAAUCACCCAAGGUCUUGAAAAGCACUCCCGGGACUCUGAGAAUGACGCCUGUAAAUUAAGUGUUACAGAUAAAGGAAAAAGCAAGAGAAUAUCAGCUAUAAAAGGUUUUCAAGAAAGGGACACCAUCCCAGAAGAUAGUUCAGAUCUUCAUAGAGAAUUUGCAGCAUCUCUAGGACCAAGAAAUGCUAGGGAAGAAAUCAUUCCCUUCUCUAUUGAGUUGAAAGACCAUAUUCAAAGGAAUGAGAAGAAUCCUUUGGCAAGAAGCACAAGAAGCAACAUUUGGAAAAUGAUAAGUGCCUUUGAAAAUAGCCUAUCUCAGGGACUAGGACAUCCUGUUGACUCAGGUAUAUUAUCGGUCGGAAAGAAUCAAAAUGAACAAUCUUUGAAAAGAAUAUCUUCAGAAGAAAGCAUGGAGAAAAAAUUCUUUGGCCAAACCAUGGCUAAGUCAUUUUCUGUAGAGACGCUUUCUGAUAACAGUUUACAAGACAACUUGAAAAUUCCUGAACGACCACAUCAUGAGAAUAAGGAACGAAGAGACAUAGAUAAUGCCACCAAGUUGGAAGACAUAGUAAAUUACAAUCAAAUUUUGGAUUUUGAGAAAAAGGUCAAGAACAAAGGAUCGGAUCAGAAAAAUAAAUCUCUGCAUGCUGCACUGUGUCAAACUUCUGAAAGCAUAAUUAAAGUUCAAAAACCAAUCAUGACUGACGACAACAUCUGUUUAGGUGGAUCUAUAGAACAAAUGAAUGUUCAAAAACUGAAGGCCAUAUAUGCUGGACAUGAUCCAUGUAAUGAGGCAAAACCAAGGAUGGAUAAAGCACAUGCCUGCUAUAUGGCAACCGAUCAGAAUGUUGGCAAUGAAGUAAACGCAUUUCUGCAUAAAAAUCAAAAUGAAGAUCGCAAAUUUCAGAAGGAAACUAACCGAUCAAGAAGUAUAACUUCUGAGGCUGUCAAUGUUGAUCCUAGUACCAGGACAUACCAACAAGAGUGCUUGAUUAAUACAGCUCCAGAGGACUUGUACUGUAGAUCCUGCAGAGGUCAUUAUGAAGAACUAGUGUCUGGGAAUUCAUUUGAAUCAAUAGGACUUUUUUAUACUCAGACAGAAGAGUAUCUGUGGGGUACACUUGGUAUCUGGGCACCACGUCACCUGUGCAUUACCACUGGAAGCAAACAAUUGAGAAAUCUUCUUGAAAGCUGCAGGAUAUGUCUAAGAUCAUUGUCAGCGGAGGACAAGUCCAUGGACCGAAACAUACAUGAGCAUUACCAACGCAACUCAAAAGAUUACGCCAAUGGUGGGCUCUCAUACAUUGAAAAGAUGUUUAGUGAUUCAUCCGUUUCAGUGAUAAAAAAUGAGAAUGUGUCACGCAGUCCACGAAAACUGAACCAUGAAAACUUGGUCAGCACAUCAAAUUCGAAUGGAAGGCUGAUCGACCAGGGAGUACGAAUCAUUAUCGUAAUAAUUGCUUGUGGGACACUUCUGCUGCGUGCCAUAUAAGGAAAUCUGAGGACCUUGUACAUCUGCUGGAUUUUUUUCUCUGGCAAUGUAUCAGCCAAGAGCAAGAUUGCCAUUGGUAUACCGAGAACAAGAUGAAUAGAAGAAAGGCAGGAGAUUGCAAGAGUAACAAAACGGGUGGAUUUCUUUCCUUUUUUUCCUCCAAGGUGAUGUACAUAAGAAUGGUGGGGAAUCGCAGAGAGUAACAAAACGAAAAACAAAAUCGGAGAUUUUUUAAAGACCCAUACCCUGUGAGAUUUUACAGCAGUUCUUUUGGGGGAUAAAAGUAGGAUGUUUGUAUGCUACCCAUCAAUAAAAGUUCCUUUUUACUGAAAAAAAAA